GCAGUUUUCAAAAUGACACGCUUUUGUGCCUUCUCUUGCACUCAAAACAGCUUACCCACAUCAGUUUGGAGUCCUGCAAUGUCUCUACAAGUGUACUUAAAGCUAUCAGUGAACUCCGCAACCUUGAGGUUCUAAAUCUCGCCAUGUGUACUGGUGUCACAAUCACUGGAAUGAGUUCCUUAGUGAAAGGUGGAAAAAACCACAGACUCAAGCAGUUGAACUUAUCAUGGACAAACCUAACUAAGGCAACAAUUUUACAGAUUAUAAAAAAUUUACCAAAGCUUCAACAACUUAACCUCAGUGGAUGUAGAGAAACUCUCACAGAUGACUGUAUCAAACAGCUUGUCAAAUCAUGUCCUCAUUUGACACAUUUAGACCUCAGUGAUGGAGUUUUGUUAACUGCAAGGUCUUUAGAUGAAAUUAUCAAACUAAAGCACUUGGUUCAUCUAGGCCUUAGCCGAUGUUACAACAUCCCGCCAAUGGCUUUCAGUUCCUUCUCACAGAUGAAAUCUCUCAAAACACUACAGAUCUUUGGUCUUCUUAACACAGAGGGAAUUGAGGUCUUAAGGGCAGAAAUUCCAAACAUCACUGUGAACAAGUCAUUUUUCUCAAUGAUUGCCAGGCCAGUUGGAUCUGUGUACUAUGGAACAAUCUGGGGUGUGCAAUGCAAAGGAUAGAUCUUCAAAAUCUCCCUACUAAUGUUCUGGUUUUCUUAAUAGUUACCCUUAGAAGAAUUUACCUUUACUUCAAAAUGUUUUGGUUUUGUUCAAAACAAAAGUUAGAGAGGCAAAAAAUUAAUCCCUGUUUUAAUGUACAGUUUUAAGAAAAUGUUUUGGGCUUUGCUUCUCAAUUAAAAAAAAAAAUCAAAGCAAUCAGGUUUUAAUUUGAGGUAUUUAAAGAAAACAGACCUCACAAUUGUUAUUGAAAGUAGUUAUUUGCAAUUUAAUAUAAAAGGAUUUGUGUACAUCAUUAUAUUGUAAGAACAAACAUUUUAGAAAUUUGUAAAAAUAUUACAUGCAAUGGAUAUUACAAGAGAAAUGGUUAUUUUUUUGAAAUGAAAAUUUUUCCACAUCUUUUAUAGUCAGUGAUGAAGCUUGGAAGAUUAUUUUUUAAAACAAUUAAUUUUUUACAUCAUUCCUUUAAAUUUCCCACUAUGGCCAUCCCAAAAAACUUCAUUGCAGGUUAGUUUUGGAAUCCCAUACUUAUUUAAUAUAAUUUUGUUUGCCUAUUAUUCACAUAAGCUUCAAUGCAGAUGCUCUUUGGGCUCAUCAUGCAAUCUUCCUGAAAGAUUGCAUAAUGAGGCCAAAGGGCGUCUGUGUAUGAGGCUAACCAUUCAUACUGAAAUAAUAAAAAAAAACCUCUAGCAAUUUAUUGUUUCAUCACAAACAGCUCCUACAUGUAACAAAGAGACAUCUGAAAGUCCCAUUUUGGUGUGCAUGUACUGUCCAAACAAACAUGUCAUCACAGGAAGGUGUCAAAAAUAUGCAUUUCAAAUAUCUUUAUUGAACAGCAAAAUGUUCCAUGCUUGCUAAGUUAUAAAUAAAUACAAUCACAAACAUUUUACAAUUAUAUCACUUGGUGUUCUGUAAGGUUUUUAAUCCACUUAAAACAAAGUUACUUACAGUUUAACUAUUAACUACAAGUGAUCAUGUUACUGUUAGUGGUAAAAAGUUAUCAAGAUGACGUUCAUUUCUAACCUUGUCAAAAGAAGUUGAAUUAAUACAAACACAUUAAAACAGUCAACUGUUACAUCUCAAAUUUAACAAUGCAUUGUCGUUCCUGCUUACUGCUACAAAUGCCGCUAAACAAAUCAUAGAUUAGACUAAUGCAAAAUUUACAACUCAUGUCCAGGGGUUUAAUUAAGGGCUGGGCACUGGGCAACUUGAUCCACUGUGCGGCCGAUUUUGCCCACCUGGUUUGACCAUCUGGAGGAAAGUUCUUCUUUUAAAGAAGUUCAGUUCAAAACGUUUUGCCCAUCAGUGAAAACCAGUUUACCCUUGUGGUAAAAAUGUUAAUGAAACCCCUGCAUGUCUACAUGUGCUUUGACAAUAACUACCUAUUUGUCCAGUAUACAAGGACAUUUUUAACCACUUUUAUGUAUCAGAAGGGAUGCAAAGGAACAGGAAAAACCUUACAGGGGGACAAAUAAAUCCCAAAACAACAAUUCACUUUAGUCAUGUUAAUCAGGUUCACCUAAAUUGAAAAAAAAAUUGACAGUAGCGCUUAUAUACAUUUUCAGUUAUUUCUUUGUUGUCCAUACAGCAAAAGUUCACUAAACCUUAGGUAACAGAUGUUAUUUCAUAAAUAGUUAUCAAAUGUUUAAUUAGCCAAGUGAAGUUACAUUUAAAAAUGUUAUUACCAGUAAGAAGUACCAACCCUCUCUACAUAUUAAUUAAAGUUUUGCCCUUUUGUAACCAAGCUCAUUAGAAUAUCAAUUCUCCUUACUGAAUACUAUAACACUUCUUGUCACACUACUUAUGAGAAUUUGUUGCUGCAUCAAAAUCAUAGAAUUUGCUGUAUUUAUAUCCUGAUAAUUCAAUGGUUAUCUUCAUUGUAAUUACCUUUUUGCUUGGCAAUUUGUUUAUGUUGCAAAGAGAAAUUAGAUCUAAAUAACUCUCAGGAAUUACAUGUUCAUGUCAAAUUCCUUGUGUUAUAAGUCAUCAAAAAUGUUCUUUGGUGCUCGACUAGAGGGUGAUGAUAUUCCAUACCCAGAAGUUGCAUUAUAACUUGACGAUAAACUAUUGGCAUCAUAGUCAGCAGCGGACAACAACUCAACACGAUCACUUUCAGUGUCGAACCUAGAAUACUUUGCAUACUUCCCAUCAGACCCUGUAAGGUUUGUCAAAGAUGUUGCAUUGUCAUUGAUUGAGAGUCCGCGUCCUUCACGCUCAGCCUUGCGAGCUGAAAGCUUUCUUUUUGCUGACUCGGCCCUUUCUGACCAAGAUUCCUAGGAUCAUAAAAAAUCAUAAAUUGAGAAACAAGUGAAGUGAAACACUGUAAAAGCUUCUACCUUCAGGUGUGUGUAUGGGCCGUCAAAAUUGUGGUCGUAUGGAGCAUUUCCUUU
This is a messenger RNA of Orbicella faveolata, 3064 nucleotides long. Its product is annotated as S-phase kinase-associated protein 2-like. Gene Ontology annotation, molecular function: protein binding. The record is from RefSeq and is a predicted model, not a curated record. NCBI's taxonomy places the organism in Eukaryota, Metazoa, Cnidaria, Anthozoa, Scleractinia, Merulinidae.